Cimex lectularius (bed bug) is the source of this 4240-nucleotide messenger RNA. RefSeq lists its product as uncharacterized. NCBI's taxonomy places the organism in Eukaryota, Metazoa, Arthropoda, Insecta, Hemiptera, Cimicidae. The transcript is spliced from 21 exons. The coding region runs from base 265 to 4167 and encodes 1300 amino acids. The record is from RefSeq and is a predicted model, not a curated record.
GAUGUAAUGAUGUAGUAAUCAUGCUAUCAAGAAUUUACAAUUUCCAUUGAGUUAUGAAAACAUUUCUGACCCUCUUCAAGACUUUCAUAAGGAAAAAUCAAAGUAACUUUAAAAAUUCUGUUCUAAAUCUUUGACUGACGUAUAUCUACUGCCAAAUAUGACUCAUUGAAUCAUAUGUUGAAACUUUUACUGAUUUAAUAAAUUUAGUCUAAAGACAAGAAAGAGGAUUAUUUUAAAACGUAAAUUGCGUAUUUAAUUGUAGAAAUGUUUCAAGAGAAUUUAGGUUACUGUGGUAAUGCAGGAAAGAAGGAAAUUUGUUUAAACUUGGACCUUGAUAACCAACUUGCCAUCCACGAACAAGAUGCACCCAAAUAUUCAAAUGCUGAGGAAAAGCGUCUCGAAGAGAUUUUGUAUAAAUUGGAGAAAACGAAAAUAGAGUCAUACAACUGCGCUCAAGAAGCAUUUUCAAAACAGUUACAAACACUGAGCACUGCAAAGGAAGGUGAAUUAAAAAAAGUCACAGAUUGUUUAAUACAAUUCUUAAACGAUGUCAAAGCGAGACUUGAAAACAUGAACUAUGAUGAUGAAAUGAAGGCGCUGAAAGGAGAAUGGGAAGAAGCGAUUAACAACUGGCGUUGUGAAGUAGAUGUGAUAAUGAAAAAACAAUCGAAAGGUUGUAAAAUUAUGUUGACAAACUUUAAAAAUAACUUGAUGAAUUGCCACCACUUCCCUAAACCUUUAAUCGACAGAAAAAUAAGCAUUUUUAUCAAGGAUAUCAAUAAUAUUAUUAUGUCCAAUGAAAGAAUGUACACUGAAACUGAAAUUCAUUUAAAAAUGCUAUUUGAGAACAUGAUUCAAGGAUGGCUGGUGAAAUACAGCUUAAAGGAAAUCAUAAGGGAAAAUAAAAUAAAGGAAUGCUUGGAAUUAGAAGAAGCGAUUCUCGAAGUUCCACCUGAUGUCAAGAACGUUGACACAAUCACCGCUGACGAAACUAUUGUCACAUUGGUCGACUGUUUGAUUGAAUUCUGCAAACAGGAAAUGCCGACAUUUCAAAUGAUCUCCAAACUUGCUAUGUACCUGUCACAUUUAGAUGCUUGUAAAGAGCAAAUUUGCAUAUUAAACAACGAGACAGUCUUCACUUUAAAAAAACACUUAGAAACUGCCAUGGAAAUGUUGAGUGAUCAGAGUAACGAGGAAAGUCAGACACUUUGGUGUGACAUAGUAGCCCUCGUGGGUGAGAAGGUAGUUGAAAGUAGAAAAUUUGUAAGAGAUUCGAUUGACAUUUGGAAUAAAUUUAUAAAUAGAUUAAAGUGUAUUGAACACAGUUUUUCAAGAAAUAUUGAAAUACACCGUUUGAAUGUUUACAAACAAAUGCAGGAUUCAGGCGAGGUUUUAAAUAUAGCAAUCGAUAAAUUAAGGCAGGCAAAGAGCCGGGAUCAUUUAAAAACCAAUUUUGACAAUGUAAACAAACUGUUGGACUUUUAUGACAAUAACUGUUUUGAAGAAAAAUAUACCUCCGAUUCAUAUGGGGUAGAGUUCGUUAAUGCUUGUUUUUUAUUGUUUGACAUGUACUCUGCUGAAAUGGCUGUGUUGAGGGGUGACACAUUUCCUAAAGGAAAGCCAAAGCUUCCAGAGUUUAACGGUAGCAGUUAUUCUGAAAACGAGGUCGAAGAAGGAAACAUUUUAUCUGAAAGCCUUAACGAUAUCCAACUAUGCUUAGAUUCAAUUCAAAAUUGGCUGGAUGGUUAUAAAGAAAUUACUAAUCUAAUGGAAAAGGAAAUUGCCUUCUUUACUGGAACGUUUGUGGAAAACUGGCUCGAUCUUAAGCGUGGCGAAGCUGAGUUUUGGUACAAUUUAGAAAAAGAAAAACUAAACCAAAGAAGACUUAGGAUUAAGAAUAACGUCUAUGAUGUGCGAGCUUCAGAACUGCGAAUGCAUGAUUCAAUAAUUUCUAGACAUAAGAAGGGUCUUAAGCAAAUGUUUACUUCGUUAAAAUUACUUCCGCAUACUUUGUACGAAAAAAUAAAGAUAAUCAAUGCUAAUACAUUAGAAAGUAGUAACGAGCUAUAUAACGCCCUUGAACUAAACCCUUCGCAAGCAAAUUAUUAUAUAGGAAUGGUCGAAGCUUUGGAAGCAGCAGGAAAAGCUAAGAAAAAUCUAUUAAGAGAAAAAAUAGAAAUGGAAGUCGAGCGUGUUACUUAUUGGACGAAGCACAGUACUUGUUCAUUACUAAAAGCAAUAAGGCUGUUUGGUGAAGGGGGCAAUUUUAGUGCUGAAGAGGCAGAAAUGAGUGUAAGAACAUUGAUAAAAGAUUUACGUUCAAUGAACUCACUUAAUAACGAGGUUUGUAAAAAGCUUAGUUCCAUUCAGUGCGAAUCACCCAAAACGAAAAGGGCUCUUACCUCAAUGCACCAUUUAGUGUUGAAAGCCGAUGAACACAACCUAACAAAAGCAUGCAACAGUAUUUUGGACAAUCUGAAAAGAGCGUUGAGGAUUGAAAUUUUUAACGCAAAAACUUUUAUCAAUAAAAUCCAAUCUUUUUCAAUACAGGCGAGGAACAAUACAUGUCGAGAAUUUUGGAAAAAUACCAUGAACGACAUUAACUUUUUCUGCAAAUACUUUGAAAUGCCAAUUACAUCCAAAAAACUUGAACAUGAAAGCAAAAGUGUUUAUAGAGGAAUAUAUAAAGUAGAGGCGACGUCGAGAAAAAAAUCAAAAGAAAUGUCGAACUCGUAUAAGCCAGGCAUUCGGAAAGGGAGAAAGGGUAGUGGAAUGUCAUUUGAUUUCAAGGAUGGAAAAAAAGGCGGAUCAUUUCUCUCAGUGAAAAAUUCUUCGAUACUCAUAAAAAGAAUAGGCAACCAGGGCAAGAAAAGUAGGAAAGAGAGCGGCAGAUUUUUAACCUCGAGAGAAAACUCAGUAGAACAUAUAGAAAAAAUAGACCACCAUGAAGAUUCGGACAGCGAAGAAUUCCACUUUGGAAAUUUCCAAAUGGAUUUUGGCUCGAGGGGAAACGAUCCACAAGACGAUGUCCUACAGGCUUAUCCACAUCCUCCACUCUUUUACUACACAACUUACAUUAAAUCAGUAGAAACAGAUAACUUUCUGUGCAAUACAAAAACACUUAUGAUGGACGCUUUUAAUGACUGCAAAAACAAGUUAAUGAAUCUUGUUACAAAAAUGAAAGGAGAAAAAAAAUACGUCUUACUCUGUGGGGAUCUCUUACACAAGUACAUGAUAAAAAUAAGAAAGUUCAAUUUACAAAUUGAACAUGUAUGGUUUGAAAUGAUAUAUGGUUUUAUGUGCGCUUUAGCCAGUUUACAAGAUGGUAUUAACUCUCUAACAACAAAGGUUUUCGAAAGUUUCCUUUGUGAAUUAGAAGCGAAAAAGGACGAAAUUAUAGGUAGUUUCGAACGAAGAGUGGAAGAGGAGGAUCUUGCAGGAAACAAAAUAAAAGAGCUACUCAAUCAAGAAUUGAAACCAUCAUUUGGCUAUCCGUUGAAUAUAGAAUUGCUCGAGGGUCUAAUUGUAAAAGUUUUACAAUUUAGUUCUCAAGAAAGUGCCAGAUGGAAAAGUGCUAUAAAAGAAUUUGAGGGUGUUGUAGCGGAAGCUAAUAUAAAACUGAACGAAAUACUGGAAGAGACCUAUUUGAAGAUUGAAGAUUUGAACACAUAUCUGAUAGAAAAUGAAUAUGUUUCGGAGUUCGUAAGACAUAUUUACUCUUAUAUGCUUCAUUUGGGGCAGAAGCAAAUGAAAAAAGAUGUCAGUGAGUAUAUAUUGGCAAAAACAGAUGCAAAAGGUCGUGUAAUAGACAAACUGGAAGACAGUGAAGGGAGUUUUGAUGUAAUUCUAGGAACGAAAAAUGUUGAUAAAUAUAUUCAAAUAAUACUGCAAUUUAUAAUGCAUAUUACCGAAGGACAAGAAGGAAUUCUUUUAAAUGAUACUGUACUAAUCAAAUUUCCAAGUUCCUAUGAAGAAUUAAAGUUGAAAAUUGAUGAAUACAAAACCAAAAUGGAACGUAUUGACACGGAUGAAAUGGAGAGGUUUAAAGCGAAAUGUGCACAGAAAGAGAGCAUGCUUAAAGAAUGGAAACUGAAAUGGUGUCAUGAUGUAAAAUGCAUAAGAAAUCUUUACGUCGUUAAUGAUGUCUUUGCUCCAUUAUAUCCUUAGAAAUUCAAGAUCCCAGUAAUAGCUUUUCCAGAAACAAAAAAGAAAAAAAACUAAUCAAUCAACCAACCAACAA